AUGGGUGUGAACUUAGAAGGUUGGUAUUUCAACCAAAUCAAGGGGACCUGUGAAGAUAUCAAUGAAGCUGACAUUAUAUCUUGUGUUGAAUAUGAUAAAACCGGCGACUUUUUAGCAACCGGUGACCAUGGCGGUCGAAUUGUGAUUUUCAAACGAGAAAAUGAAGAUAAACUUCAAAAAUGCAUUAGUCACAAUGUGUAUUGUACAUUUGUCAGUCAUGAACCGGAAUUCGACUAUCUUAAAUCACUGGAAAUCGAAGAAAAAAUCAAUAAAAUACGAUGGUUACCACGUACUAAUCAUGCACAAUUUCUGCUUUCUACAAAUGACAAAACGAUUAAACUUUGGCGCAUUACUGAACGGUGUCGACGUGUUGCCAAUAGUAGUUGUAUAUCCUCUGAUUACUUCGUACACAAUAAUACUACUAGUAAUACUAAUACUACCGAUAAUGAUGAUGAUAAUCUUGUAUUGAAUGAUAAGAAUAACUCAUCUAUUUCACUGAAUAAAAUUUAUCAGAAAACUGAUCUACGUGUACCAUAUUAUGAAGAUAUUGACCCUGUCAUGGAUACACAUCCUAAACGAAUAUUUGCUAAUGCACAUACUUAUCUUAUCAAUUCAUUAUCAGUCAAUUCCGAUCAAGAGACAUUUCUCUCAGCAGAUGAUUUAAGAAUUAAUUUAUGGAAUUUAGAAAUUACCAACCAAUCAUUCAAUAUUGUUGAUUUAAAACCUGUGAAUAUGGAAGAUUUGUCUGAAGUGAUAACAGCUGCGCAAUUUCAUCCAUCAGCGUGUUCAUUAUUUAUUUACAGCAGCAGUAAAGGUACCAUACGUUUAUGUGAUAUGCGUCAACGUGCACUGUGCGAUGAACAUGCAUUAUCAUUUGAAGAAGUUGACGAUCCAAUGAGCCGGUGUUUUUUCUCUGAAAUUAUUAACAAUAUAUCCGAUUUAAAUUUUAGUCAUUCUGGUCGUUAUAUUUUAAGUCGAGAUUACUUAACAUUGAAAGUUUGGGAUUUAAAUAUGCCUCGUCGACCAGUUGAAACUUAUCUCGUUCACGAUUAUUUCCGUACAAAACUAUGUGCACUCUAUGAAAAUGAUUGUAUAUUUGAUAAAUUCGAAUGUCAGUGGUCACCAAACGAUGAUAUGGUUGUCACCGGUUCAUAUAAUAAUUAUUUUCGUGUUUUUGAACGUGGUACCUCGAACGAUCUACUAAUGGAAGCAUCUCGUGAAGCUAUGGAAAAUAGUGUAUGCGGUAAACUAAAACCAUGUCAAGUGAUAUCUGAUGGAACUAUCGGAGGUAGCAGUGCCAGUAGUAGUGGUGCUUUCGCCCGAUCAUGGUCUGAGGGUAAAGUCAAUGUAGAAUGUAUGGAUUUAACACGUAAACUGCUUCAUUUGUCAUGGCACUCAAGUGAAUAUACUCUAGCAUUGGCUGGUACUAGUAGUCUUUACUUACUUGACUACUACCCUAAUAGUCGUCAGUCAAGUCAUAAUUCAAUAGAAUCACAACGAACUGAUCACCUAAUGAACGGUGAUGUUAAUGACAGUGGUAAUCAUGAUGUUAACAGUCAUAAUAAUAUUACUUCUACACUGUCUAAUUAAACCAAUUGUAAUAUAAUUACACUAAAAAAUGUAACUCUUUCGUUACCCGUCCCGUUUUUUAAAUCCCUCUGUUUCUUUUGAAUGCAAAUACACACAUACUUGUGCACAAAUAUCGUUCCGCACCUCUCUC
Molecule: messenger RNA, 1720 nt
Organism: Schistosoma rodhaini
Lineage: Eukaryota; Metazoa; Platyhelminthes; Trematoda; Strigeidida; Schistosomatidae
Source: the annotation of a GenBank genome assembly